Gloeophyllum trabeum ATCC 11539 is the source of this 678-nucleotide messenger RNA. Its product is annotated as HCP-like protein. The coding region runs from base 6 to 422 and encodes 138 amino acids. The record is from RefSeq and is a predicted model, not a curated record. NCBI's taxonomy places the organism in Eukaryota, Fungi, Basidiomycota, Agaricomycetes, Gloeophyllales, Gloeophyllaceae. Gene Ontology annotation, molecular function: protein binding. The transcript is spliced from 4 exons.
CGGGGAUGCUGAUGUGGGGGCUCUCGCAGCGGCAUGGGUGGGGGUGCGAGAAGAACGAGAAGAGCGGGUUUCAGUGGCUGAGGAAGGCGGCGGAGAUUGCGCUGGAUGAUCUGCAGGUGAUUCAGGACGGCGAGCAGAGGAAUGCUAUCAAGUCGGAAAUGGUGGUUGCUAUCUAUGAGGUCGGACAGUGUUUCUUCCAGGGAUGGGGCGUGCAUAAAGACCAAAAGAUGGCCGUGGAUUAUUUCCGCACUGCUGCAAAGCUUGGUGACGCGGACGCUCAGCAGGAUCUGGCAUUCUGUCUCGCUAAUGGAAAGGGGUGUAAGAAGGACAAGAAAGAGGCCGCAAAGUGGUACCGGGCGGCUGUUGCGCAAGGAGCCAGCGACGUAGGUUUGGCUUGGAUAUACAAGGAGAAGUAUAAGUGAGGUGAAGACCUUCCGCCUCGAACCGACGAACAUCCGCGGGCCUGCGACCUCCUUGAACCAGAGUUUAUAUAACAAGCUGAAGGCAGGGCUCUCCGCGUGCCCAACAAUCUAUACCCCGAGGUACUGUUCUAAAGAUGGGAUUGAAUCCCAUCGGAUGGACGGGAGAUAUCUUGAAUUCCGGCCACUAUUUUGACAGGCAGACAAGGCCGAAAGUGCUGUAUAAUCUGUAUUUUCUACUACAUGUACUCUGUAAUCG